UUUGCUUUAACACAACUCACCAGCUUGCAGGGCUUCCCCUGGUCUGGUUACUGGGAAACCAAGAGAAGGGACGGUUCAACGAAAUAGCUGGCAUGGGAGCCGGGUGAAAGGCAGCAAAGCCAACAAUAAUGUAGGGCAGCUGUCACCUGACUCUCUGCCUCAAUGGGUGUCACCUCAACCCCUCCCCGGAUACACAUGCAAACCGCAGGUCGGCAAGUAGCUGAAUGGGAGCCAAACCACUGGCGUGAUCAGGGAGCAGGGUGGUAAGGCAGGGUUUGAGCUUCGUGUUGAAUAGGAGGAAGUGAUUUGCUCCAAAAAGGCAGAGUAGUAAUGCCUGUUGAGGUAUAACUACAACACUCAUUUACUGAUUACUCAAGAAGAAGCCUGAAGAAUGAAAUUCUAAGUUCAGUUAAUGGAGCAGUUGGUUAUAGAGCCGUUCAGAGGCAGUUCUGACAUCCUGAUGCCCUGCUAGUUGGAACCUUAGGGAGAUAAUAAGACGCUGGACCAGCCUCGAAAGGAUCUUGCUUUGGGGGAGGCGUCUUACAUCACUGGCCGAGAGGCACAUCCUCCCAGCUCUGUGGGGAUUGUGUAGCAGAAACAGGCAGGACCACCUUUUGGAUGAUGUACGUCAGGGCAGCGAUGGGCAACCAUGAGAGUAAAUCUGACACUUUACAAAGCAUGUGGACCAUCUGAGUGCCAUUUGUCACAGGUAAAGUAACAGAAAAAGCAGAGACUGAAUGCUGACGUCACGAGAAACGGUACCAGGAUGCUAGAACUGUAGUUUUUAAAUAUAUUGUGCAUUUUUUGUUUUAAGCGUUAUAUAAGUAAAUUUAACAAUAAUUAUACUCAGGUAAAUUUAUGUGUCUGGGGUUAACAUAACGAUUUACUAUUAGAGAACCCAAUUUAUGGGUAUUUACUGAACAUAAUGUCUUGUGAAGUUGAGUGAGCCAAUAUGAAAGUUAAAAGAUUUGAUUUAAUGAAUGAAAUGUGCAGGUUUGGAUCAUUGGAAGGAUUUAAUUACAUUUAAUUACAUGACAGGGAGAUACUUAACUUUGCUGUACAAUGUAGCUAUUAAAUAGUCACUUUUGAUGUAAAGAUUCACUUUGUAGCUCUUGCAUGAUGACAGCAGCGUUUAAUGUAAAUUUGCCAAGUGCCAGAUCUUCUGGGAUUGGAUUAGGGUUUGGACAAUUGAUCUAUUAGCAGGUUUACUGACUCUUACCCAAUAUAUAUUUCAGAUGGAUGUUAAUGGAAAUUUUUAUGAAAUGAUGAUGAAUUAUUGAAAGAGAUGUGGAAAGACUCAUCAAUGAGCAUCAUCCGGGGUGGGGGCCUCAUAGAUCCGGGGAAUUCACAGUACUGAGGUUGAGUCGUUCUGAAGUUAAUUCAUGAAUGAAAUAUUUAACAAGUUUUUUUUUCUACUGUAUGGGGCACUUGAUGAAUUUCUGCAUAUUUUCUUUGUUGUUGCGUUUGUCAUCAGAAAAGCUGCAGCGUGGUUAGAGUGUGCAGAGUUUAUAAGUAAUCGCCAGUGAGCUGGUGUUGACGUACAGGAGACGCCUGGGUAGUUUCUGUUAAUCAUACGGCUGUGGGUUAAUGGCCAGUGAGCUGGUGGAAAUUUCCCAGUAAUUUUCCAGAAUUCCCCUGGUGCUGUGAGCGUCAAAUCAAGUUCCUGUCUAUUUCAUUGUGACUUUGAUGUAUAAGCUUCAGAAAAUGCAUUUCAUUAAGUCAGGCAAGUAAUAAGGUAGUUUUAUUUUAUUGAAUUUUAUUGGUUAACCACAAAAAAAGGGAAACGCCUGAGAGUAUGGAGAUGGAGUAUGGAGAUUUUGAUGAAGUUAAUCUGAUAUUUAAUCUCAUCUAAACUAAUUAUUAUAUUUUACCUUCAGGUGAUGUUUCGAUAUCACCUGGAGCAUAGGGCACAAGGGAGAGGCACAGGUCUUUGUGGGGACCUGAAAAAUGGUCCCCAGAAUAUCACAAUAACAGGGUUUAUCACAUUGUGGGGGGCAUUUGGUCCCUGCCAUGUAAUAUAAACAUUAACACACACAAACACACACAUAGAGGCAGCACUGAGACAGCUGUUAGCCCGACUCUGGAAAGAAACUCACAUGACACGGGGAGAAUGUGCAAAACCUUGCAGGAUGACACCGGAGGUGGGUUCACAGCCCUAACCUUGCAGGAUGACACCGGAGGUGGGUUCGCAGCCCUAACCUUGCAGGAUGACACUGGAGGUGGGUUCACAGCCCUAACCUUGCAGGAUGACACUGGAGGUGGGUUCACAGCCCUAACCUUGGGGCUUUGCGGUGACAGUGCUACCUACUGACCUCUUAAAAACCACGGGGCAGCAAAACUUACAGGUAAUUGGAACAUUAGCACAACUUGCAAAAGAUCAGGACAAUGGAUUAAUGCACUUUCAACAUACUGGCAGGUAGUUUGUCCGCAUUUCUCUGAAAGUGUUGGAAAUUUGUGUCACUUUAAGAAAUUAAAUUGAAUUCUGUAUUUUGUUUGCGCAAUUAAAAAAAUGACAGAGCUGAAACGUCUUAAAUCCUAAAAUGUUUUUUAAGCAAGUGGGCAGGGCUAUGCAUUAUUCUGUGAUUUGGCAAUAACGUCACAGCUUUUGAGUCAUGAGGUUAGUGGAUGUCAGUUUCAUAUUCAUGUCAUUUUUGAUAUGUAAAAUUAGCAUAUAGCUGCAAAUAGUUGCUGGGAAUUUUCUUCGUCUUUUGUUGCGCUUCAUGGACCUGGGUAUUCAUUGGAAGCUCGACCGGGCUGCACCUCCGCCUAGUCGACUCUGACAGCUGUGUGAUUGUAAUGUUCUGUCUGCCUCACUUGUAUAUUGUCGACAAAAGCAUCUGGUAAAUAAAUAAAUUUCCAUAUUUCUUUUCAUUUAGAAAAUUUCAGACAUAUCUUUGGCCUUUUGUUAGAGUUAAAGAGCUAGACCCUUAUUCCCAGUUACUCCAGCGACUGGCUGACCCUCGCUAAGCGACUGGCUGACCCUCGCUGAUCUACUAAAUAAAUGAACGUCUCUGUGCUUCUUCAAUGAUCAGUAUUUUUCUGCAUUUGUCAUCAACGACUUCCUGUAUGUGUUAUGAUGUAAUUGACGUAUUUUACGUGGUUGGCGUUUUGUUGCAAUCGCGUGGUGAGUGAAGGUUCACGUAGCCUUUACCAUGUUUGGCACUUAUUUUUCAGACCUCUUCAAAGCCUCCAAACCUCCCACAUAAACGCAUCCCACACUCUCCUCUUACCGCCUGUCUGCCUUUGGCUUCUCACGCUUAAUCCCCAUGCAAAUGUUGCUCUUCUAAUGGUGGAUGUGACCGCUGAUAGACAUGGAGAUGUCGACGGGCUCCCUGUUCCAUCAGAACGGUGGCGUCUCCAGCUGUCCCUGCGACCCGAAGCAGGGUGGGGCGGCGUUGAAGGUGUACCUGUACUACAGCAGCCAGGCUGAGGCGGAACGCACCCCCCUUUCGUACCCCCCCGGGAAAUAUGUGGCUGAGGAUCUCUGCAUUGAUGCAGCCAAGGAGUGCGAUGUGGCGCCCAUGUACUGCAACAUGUUCGUGCUGAUGAGAGAGGCCGACCAAAUGUGGUUUGCGCCGAAUCACGUCUUCCACGUUGAUGAAACGACUCGUGAGGACCUGGUGUUCAGAAUCCGGUACUACUUCCCUGGUUGGUUUACUAAUGACCCCUCCAGUGCGUGUCGAUAUGGGGCCACCAAGGGCUCGGAGACGCCCGUGUUGGACGACUGUGUCAUGGCCUACCUAUUCGCCCAGUGGCGGGCUGACUUUGUGAGUGGCUUAUUUGAGCUUGCCAUCAGUCACGAGACCCAGGAGGAGUGCUUAGGUAUGGCGGUGUUAGACAUGAUGAGGAUAGCCAAGGAGAGAGAGGUGUCUCCCCUGGACGUCUACCAUGGCAUGAGCUACAAGUCUUUCCUGCCCAAGGAUAUGCGGACCUGUAUCCAAGACUACAACAUUGUGACCCGCAAGCGAAUCCGGUACCGUUUCUGGAAGUUCAUCCAGCAGUUCAGCCAGUGCAAAGCGACUGCACGUGACCUGAAGCUGAAAUAUCUGAUGAACCUGGAGACGCUGCAGUCUACCCUCUACUCGGAGCACUUCGAGGUCCAGGAGCCCAACGUAGGCCCCGUCACCAUCGUUGUCACCGGCAACAACGGCAUCCAGUGGUCCUGUGAGAAACUCAAAAACUCUGGCUCUGACCAGGAGCUGCAGACGUAUUGUGAUUUCCCUGAAGUCAUCGACAUCAGCCUCAAGCAGGCGAAUAAAGAUGGUUCCAGCGAGAGUCGGAUUGUCACCAUCAACAAACAGGAUGGCAAGACGUUGGAGCUGGAGUUCCAUUCACUUGCAGAAGCUCUGUCUUUUGUGUCCUUGAUUGAUGGGUAUUAUCGACUCACCACAGACGCCCACCACUACCUCUGUAAAGAGGUGGCUCCCCCUAGCUUGUUGGAGGCCAUUCACAGUCACUGUCAUGGCCCAAUGUUGAUGGAGUUUGCUAGCAACAAGUUGCGGAGGUCUGGGAACCAGCGUGGUGUUUACAUCCUGCGCUGCAGCCCCAAAGACUAUGACAAGUACUUCCUGUCUUUUGCAGUAGGGUCGGAUGGAGCCAUGGAGUACAAGCACUGCCAGAUCACCAGGGCAUCGGUAGGGGAGUACAGCCUGAGUGGGGCCAAGAAGACCUUCAGAAGCUUGCUGGAGCUGCUGCACUGCUACCAGAAGGAGACCGUGCGCUCAGACGGACAUAUCUUCCAGUUCACCAAGUGCUGUCCGCCCAAGGCCAAAGAAAAGUCUAACUUGCUGGUGUGCAGGAAUGAGCCAGUUACGGAGGUACUACUUUCAUCUUCCAUUCAGAGGCGCAACAUCAGCCAGAUGGUGUUCCACAAGAUCAAGAAGGAGGACAUAGAGAUACACGAAAGCUUGGGGCAGGGAACAUUCACAAAGAUCUUCAAAGGCAUCCGCAAGGAGCUUGGAGACUGUGAAAAAAUGUAUGAGACAGAUGUCGUUGUGAAGAUUCUGGAUAAAGCACACCGGAAUUACUCUGAGUCUUUCUUUGAGGCAGCCAGCAUGAUGAGUCAGCUCUCGCAUAAGCACUUACUGCUGAACUACGGUGUUUGUGUGUGCGGGGAGGAGAACAUCAUGGUCCAGGAGUAUGUUCGGUUUGGAUCGCUAGACACCUACCUGAAGAAGAAGAAGAAUUCUGUGAACAUCACAUGGAAGCUGGAGGUGGCCAAGCAGCUGGCGUGGGCCAUGCACUUCUUGGAGGGCAAGAACCUAAUCCACGGUAACGUCUGCGCCAAAAACAUCCUGCUGAUCAGGGAGGAGGACCGAAAGUCUGGGAGCCCCCCCUUCAUCAAGCUGAGCGACCCAGGCAUCAGCAUCUUGGUGCUGCCCAAAGAGAUUCUGAUGGAGCGAAUCCCAUGGGUACCACCUGAGUGCAUAGAAGACCCUAGGAACUUGAGCCUGGCAACAGACAAGUGGGCCUUUGGUACGACCCUAUGGGAGAUCUGCAGCGGUGGGGACAAACCACUCAGCACCCUCGAUUCUUCCAAGAAAAACCUCUUCUAUGAGGAUCGACACCAGUUACCUGCACCGAAGUGGACAGAGCUGGCAACCCUGAUCAACAACUGCAUGGACUACGAGCCGCUGUUCCGGCCAUCUUUCCAAGCCAUCAUCCGUGACCUCAACAGUCUCUUCACUCCCGACUAUGAGCUACUUGCUGAAAGCGAUAUGCUGCCGAACCGAAGCCGGGGGUUUGGCUUCUCUGGUGCUUUUGAGAACCAUGAGCCAGCUCAGUUUGAAGAGAGGCAUCUGAUAUUCCUACAGCAACUUGGCAAGGGUAACUUUGGAAGUGUGGAGAUGUGCAGGUACGACCCUCUGCAGGACAACACUGGCGAGGUGGUAGCAGUGAAGAAACUGCAACACAGCACAGCCGAGCACCUGCGUGACUUUGAGAGGGAGAUCGAGAUCCUCAAAUCACUCCAGCACGAAAACAUUGUCAAGUACAAGGGAGUGUGCUACAGCGCAGGGCGGAGGAACCUGAGAUUAGUCAUGGAGUACUUGCCGUUUGGGAGCCUGCGAGAUUACCUCAUCAAGAAUAAAGACCGCAUUGACCACAAGAAGCUUCUCCACUACGCCUCCCAAAUAUGCAAGGGCAUGGACUACCUGGCCAGUAAACGGUACAUCCACAGGGACCUGGCCACCCGCAACAUCCUUGUGGAGAGUGAACUAAGGGUGAAAAUUGGGGAUUUCGGUCUGACCAAAGUGCUGCCCCAAGACAAGGAGUAUUAUACAGUGAAGGAGCCCGGCGAGAGCCCCAUCUUCUGGUAUGCCCCCGAAUCUCUUACAGAGAGCAAAUUCUCAGUGCCCUCUGAUGUCUGGAGCUUCGGAGUUGUCUUGUACGAGCUCUUCACCCACAGCAACAAGAACAACAGCCCACCAGCUGUGUUCAUGAGAAUGAUGGGAAGCGAUAAGCAGGGCCAGAUGAUUGUGUACCACCUGAUUGAGCUCCUCAAACAAGGUAGCAGGCUGCCCUUGCCGGAUGGGUGUCCUACAGAGAUCCACCGGAUCAUGACGGAGUGCUGGAACAGCGACCCCUGCCUGAGACCGUCCUUUAAGAAGCUUGCUCAGAGUGUGGAUGUGAUUCGGGACAGCAAAGAGAGCUGAGCUUGUCUCUUGGGAGCUCUGAAGGGUCACAGAGCAGAUGGCUGCUGCGUGCUUGUUUAUAGCGCCCCCUGGUGUGGCGUCUCCUGAACUUUGGAGCGUCGUCGAGGGCGGCUUUGGGAGGACACCAGGCUGCGUGCGUUUUGCGACACUGGGUCAAAGUAUGUUAGAGGAAGUCAGACGUCCUUGAGAAACUAUGUGAUAUUGUCUGGACUUCACCAGACAUUUAUUUCAUGGGAAGGAAGUGAAGAUUGAAGAGAAUUACUAAGAACUUCUUGGAGUUAGUGAGAUAAAUAGCUUUUUAUUUUAUGAACGUGGACUGCAAAGGAAAAACUAGCCCACCCUACUGAGAUAAGAACUAUGGUAACCUGCUGAGAUAACCUCUAUCUUAGGAGAGGAAUUUCACAAACGACACCUGGGGCAGGGAAUGGAUUAUGUGACGAUGAUAUGUUUUUCUGUAAAAUGAUUUAUUUUCUGUUCUUUUUAUUAAUCUUUUUAUGUAGCCAAAGCUUUGAUAAACAGCUAAUUUGACUGCAUGUCUGAUAUCCAAACAAAAAAAGAUUCUGGUCUGAUUAGUUAGAACAUACUUGGUUGACUACAUGAAAUGGUUCACAACAUAGCCAACUAUCUACAGGUGAAAAAACAGCAACAAGAAAUAUCAGAAUUAUUUUUUAUGAGCAUGGAAUGGCAACCAUGCCGUAUGCGUCUUGUUUUGGAGCACUGCUACAGAUUAGAUGUGAGGUAGAAGCUGUGCAGCAGUUCGGGAAAGAGGAAUGGACUUCCUGUUGCUUGCAUUGAAAUGCUAAUGUGUGUGACUGAGCAUGUGCGCUUGCCCCUUCGCUGUGCCGUUUCCUGCAGCUGAAGCAAGAUACAAGAAGCAAAACGAGAACCUCUACAGGAAAUGUGCUGUGACAUAUAUAAGAUGUAUGGAAACUUCAGGGGAAUUAUAGGUCUCAUGAUUUUUUUUAACACAUUUCUGGCAGCAGUGCUGGCCUUUACAUCACCCAUCUCUUUUAAGAUUUACAGGGAGAAAAAUAUAUAUCUAUACUUUUUUUCUACAGAUAAUAUAUACAGAGGAAGCUUUAUUUUUUGUAGACAAAAUAAGACACUGGUUUCAUCUGAUAUUUAGGCAGUUUGUGUAAAUGGAAAAAAUGUUUUGCUUAAAAUAUUCAUGUCUUAUUUUGUAAUAUCUUAAUUGUAAUACGGAACAUUUCAGAUUAAAAAAAAUGGUCAUUUUUAAAGGGUA
This is a messenger RNA of Paramormyrops kingsleyae, 7896 nucleotides long. The record is from RefSeq and is a predicted model, not a curated record. NCBI's taxonomy places the organism in Eukaryota, Metazoa, Chordata, Actinopteri, Osteoglossiformes, Mormyridae.